UCGCGCCAAACUUUGUAGAGUACCGUUGUAGCUCGCCAUUCAAAGGGUUUUUGUGCCGCCGUUAUGGUUCGUUGCCUAAACUGCAUCGUCGCUGUGUCCCAGAACAUGGGCAUUGGGAAGAACGGAGACCUACCUUGGCCUCGGAUCAGGAAUGAACUCAAAUAUUUCCAAAGAAUGACCACAACCACUUCAGCAGAAGGUAAACAGAAUUUGGUGAUUAUGGGUAGGAAGACCUGGUUCUCCAUUCCUGAGAAGAAUCGACCUUUACAGGACAGGAUUAAUGUAGUCCUCAGCAGAGAACUCAAGGAACUUCCAAAAGGAGCUCAUUUUCUUGCCAGAAGUCUGGAUGAUGCCUUAAACCUUAUUGAGGAACCAGAAUUAACAAAUAAAGUGGACAUGGUUUGGAUAAUAGGAGGCAGUUCUGUGUAUAAGGAAGCCAUGAACAGGUCAGGCCAUGUUAGACUGUUUGUGACGAGGAUCAUGGAGGAAUUUGAAAGUGACACAUUUUUGCCAGAAAUUGAUUUGGAGAGAUACAAACUUCUCCCAGAGUACCCAGGUGUUUUUUCUGAUGUCCAGGAGGAGAAAGGCAUUAAAUUCAAAUUUGAAGUAUAUGAAAGGAAUGAUUAAUAUGAAGAUGUUCUCUGAUUCAUUUCAAGUUGUUCCCCAACCCCUCCAAACAAUUAAUGUAU
This is a messenger RNA of Phyllostomus discolor (pale spear-nosed bat), 689 nucleotides long. It is a transcript of the gene DHFR, whose product is annotated as dihydrofolate reductase. The transcript is spliced from 6 exons. Lineage: Eukaryota; Metazoa; Chordata; Mammalia; Chiroptera; Phyllostomidae. Gene Ontology annotation, biological process: glycine biosynthetic process; dihydrofolate metabolic process; folic acid metabolic process. Gene Ontology annotation, cellular component: mitochondrion. The record is from RefSeq and is a predicted model, not a curated record. Gene Ontology annotation, molecular function: NADP binding; dihydrofolate reductase activity. Bases 64 to 627 code for a protein of 187 amino acids.